Aspergillus saccharolyticus JOP 1030-1 is the source of this 1710-nucleotide messenger RNA. RefSeq names its product sorting nexin 1. Gene Ontology annotation, biological process: retrograde transport, endosome to Golgi; protein retention in Golgi apparatus. The record is from RefSeq and is a predicted model, not a curated record. The transcript is spliced from 6 exons. Gene Ontology annotation, cellular component: endosome. NCBI's taxonomy places the organism in Eukaryota, Fungi, Ascomycota, Eurotiomycetes, Eurotiales, Aspergillaceae. Gene Ontology annotation, molecular function: phosphatidylinositol binding. The coding region runs from base 1 to 1710 and encodes 569 amino acids.
AUGGAUCUCGACGCAGGGGACUCCCCGUGGGGCGACGUCCCAUCACAGUCGCCCCCCAGCCAUACUGCUCCCAAACGUGACGCCGAAGAGCCGAGCCCUGACCAAGCAACCCAGCCAGCUAGCUCCAAUGCUUCCCGUUCACCCGUCCGAAGAGGUCCUAGAGGCACCCGCCGGAUCAAUGCGCAGGCAACCAAGCUAGAAGCAGUGGACGAUUCGUUCGAUCCCCUGGGUCCCCUGGGUGACAAGGCCACCCAGAGCAACCCGCACGAGCAGGCUCCCACCCCACCACAGAAAGAGGCAUUCGGCGCGCGCGGCGUGCGUCCAACUUCGUCGGCCUCGCAGGCGCACAGCAGCGCGUCUCUGGGCGAGUCUGUCAAUCUGGAAGAGGACGGUGCGGGAUUCCGGGGUCCUCCGCCGGUUCAGCCCCCUAGUGACGCAGAGGGGUCGAAACGACAGUCCGAACCUAGCAUCAGCGUGGAGAAGGCCGCGAACCCGACGUUCGAUAUCACUGUGGGCGACCCGCACAAAGUCGGAGAUCUGACCAGUAGUCACAUUGUGUACCAGGUCAGGACCAAGACGACCUCGAAAGCCUACAGACAACCGGAAUUCUCUGUCAGCCGGCGAUACCGCGAUUUCCUGUGGCUUUACAACUCCAUGCACAACAACAACCCCGGCGUCGUGGUGCCCCCGCCGCCGGAGAAGCAAGCCGUAGGUCGAUUCGAUACGAACUUUGUCGAGUCGCGGAGAGCAGCCUUGGAGCGAAUGUUGAACAAGAUUGCGGCGCAUCCCAUCCUUCAACAUGAUGGUGACCUGAAGAUUUUCCUGGAGAGCGACACUUUCAACAUCGAUGUGAAGAACAAGGAGAAUCGGGAACCGGACCUAGGGCAGAGCAAGGGCAUGUUUAGUUCUUUCGGAAUUAAUGUUGGCGGAGGCGGGAAAUUCGUUGAACACGACGACUGGUUCCAUGACCGGAAGAUCUACCUCGAUGCCCUGGAAAAUCAACUGAAGGCGCUUCUUAAGUCGGUCGACACUGUGGUGGCUCAGCGCAAGGGAUUGGCCGAAGCGGCUGGCGAUUUUUCUGCUUCGCUCCACGCCUUGGCUGCUGUUGAGCUGUCUCCGGCUCUUUCGGCCCCCUUGGAGGGUCUUUCUGACCUUCAGCUGCGCAUCAGGGAGCUGUAUGAGCGCCAAGCACAGCAGGAUGUCCUCACUCUUGGCAUCACCAUCGACGAAUAUCUACGACUAAUUGGAAGUGUCAAGACAGCGUUCACCCAACGACAGAAGGCCUUCCACAGCUGGCAUGCGGCCGAGGCUGAGUUGCAGAAACGCAAGCACACCCAGGAGAAGCUGCUCAGGCAAGGAAAGACUCAGCAGGAUCGCCUCACACAAGUCAAUGCCGACGUGGCCGAUGCGGAACGGAAGUCUCAUCAGGCACGGCUUUUGUUCGAAGAUAUGGGUCGACUGAUGCGGAAUGAACUUCAGCGCUUCGAGAAGGAGAAGGUGGAAGACUUUAAGUCUGGCGUUGAGACAUUCUUAGAGAGCGCUGUCGAAGCCCAGAAGGAGUUGAUCGAACUAUGGGAAACGUUCCUGUUCCAACUCGACGCGGGUGAGGAUAGCAAUCUGCUGUAUGGUGCGCCUGGGGUGGGUGCUGCGCCAACCGAGUCGACCGGAGCUGAGGAGUCAGCUCCGGCCGAGGCAGCAGAAGACGCUUAG